This is a messenger RNA of Magnolia sinica, 1165 nucleotides long. Its product is annotated as FCS-Like Zinc finger 13-like. The transcript has 2 exons. NCBI's taxonomy places the organism in Eukaryota, Viridiplantae, Streptophyta, Magnoliopsida, Magnoliales, Magnoliaceae. The record is from RefSeq and is a predicted model, not a curated record. Bases 160 to 864 code for a protein of 234 amino acids.
ACAAUUCCCAGAAAGAGAGAAGAAAGGAAAAAAAUCUCUCUCUCUCUCUCUAAAAUACUUGUCUAUUUAUAGAGGGAAAAGAACUAAAAUUAGGAUCGGCCGAAAUCGCGAUUCAAGAAAAUCACGAUCGGACCGUCCAAACACUAAAGAAGGGCACAGAUGUCCGAAAAAACCAGAGAAAAACGGCCAUCCAUCACCCUCUCAUCCCUCUUCACCACAUUCCCGGACUCCCUCUCCUUCUCCGAAAAAUCCCCAAAAUGUCACUGCGAUUCCAAGAAAUCGCCCCGGAACUUCGAUGCCGGGGUCGUGGGCCUCGGGAUCGUCGCCGCCAUGAGUGACGGCGGCGGCGGCGGCAGUUCCCACGACGCGUUUCCCGCAAGGAUCGCCGCCCACUCGCCGCGAUCGGUCCCAAUACCGAUCGCGGCAGCUGCGAGGUCCGGGAGGCGCGUGCUGGCGGCCGCCGAGGUUGAGGAGACGGAGGAGCUCUCGGAGAGCUACACGUGCGUGAUCUCGCGCGUGGGGAGCGAGUUGACCCGCAAGCGCGAGUAUUUUGAGAGGGCGGAGGCCGUGGAUGGCACGGGCUGCAAUUAUCUGGGAAAUUCGGGGGUGUUUGUCACGUCGCCGCCGGUGAUGAUGGCGGAUUUCUUGAAUGCUUGCUAUCUGUGUAGGAAGAAGCUUCACGGGCGUGAUAUUUUCAUGUACAGAGGAGAGAAAGCCUUCUGUAGUGUGGAGUGCAGAUGCCAGCAAAUUCUAAGCGAUGAAUACAAAGAAAAAUGUCGGUCUGGAGCUAUGAACCCUUUCGAUUGCUCUGUUUCGCCCUGCUCAGCUCCAAGGCUUUUCACUGCUGGUGUUGCAGCAGCUUAAGUAGUAUUAUUAUUAUAUAUAACAUAAAACCAAGAAAAGGAGAGAGAGAGAGAGAGAGAGAGAGAGAGAGAGAGAGAAUCGGUACCUAAAAAUAAAUAAUCGGUAUCGCGGGCAUAGGUAAUAUAUUUAUAGAGUGUAAGAGAGAAUUGGAAGAGUUUUUCUGUAUAUUUAUGGAAGCUGAAAGCCCUUAAGAAGGGUUUGAGUAUGGAAUUUGUUUAUCCACAAAACCAAUCAUCAACAUCUGAACUUUCAGACAAUAUGGUUAUGAUUAUAUAUAAAUUAUGAAAAAAUCAGAGCAUUA